AAGAUAUAUUCUCUCUCGAAAACCCGAAGCGAGCGGACGUGCAGCGCGUGCCGCGUAGAUACAGAUACACAGCCCAUAGAUACAAUUUCCCUUGGCUCGUUUCGUAGGUGGUGUGUAUUGCAGCAGAAGCAUCAGCGAACGAGCAAAAGAGUCUCUGCGUGUGAGAGCGUUUCGGUGAAAAUUCAAUAAAACAAAGAGCCAAGUGAAAAUCGGUUCAAAUCGCCAAUUGCCCAGCGAUUCAAGAGGAAUAUCAGAGGGAUAAGAACAGGCAUUAGGAAAUAGUGUGUGUUGUUCGGUGUACUGCAGAUUGAAAAACCGCUGCGCGCGUGUGUGCUUUGUUUGAGUGUGAUUCGCCCGAUGCGUUUUGCCUAAUAUCAAUAAGAAGUGCAAAAAAUACAACUUUGUCUGCUGGAAAAGUAUCUAAACCCAAUUAUUCGCCGAAGAGCAUUCGUUUUAAUUCGAUUGACACAGCGAGUGGGCGAGAGGGAGAGGGGCGACUUGAGCGAGGUAAUAUAACUGUGCAAAUGGUGGUGGAGCUGUGAGCAGCAGCAACAACAACAAAUGUAGCGCCGCCGCUCAGAUCUCUUCGCCGCUUUGCUUUUGCGCAGAGAACCUCGGCGAAUUGCUGCGAAUUCGCCGCAGCUGUGUGUUUGGAAACACCUUGCUCCAAUAUUUUAACACCCCCCGCCCGCCGCCCCAUCGUCGGAAAUAUCCGAUUUUGCACGACCAUCGCUGUUUCAGUCUCAGUUUCGGUUCGCUUCGUGCGCUUUCUGCUGCCCUGCAGCGGAAAAUUCAACGAAAAAUCACUGGGCAGCUUGCAGAAACUCCCAAAAAAAAGGAAACGGAGGAGCAGCGAAAAGGAAAACCGAAAACGGGUUGCGAUUCUUGCACUUACCAAUGCUGGUUGGCUGCGUUCCGCACGCGAUUUCCUCUGUUGCUGCAUUUUCAUCCAAAUUUAAUCCCAAGACAACGACAACAAGAAGAACGGGUAAAACCAGGAGAACGGCAAGAAGAAGAGCCCCAGCACAAGGUGAAGAAGAAGAGCCAGCUCCAACAUUGUCGCCGCGACGUCAGAGUCGCUGCAGCGUCGCAGCUUCAUCAGCUAGCCAUGAACUACAACUACAACAACAGCUACAACUACAACUACAUCUGCAGCACCACCAGCCCCAACAACAACAGCAACCACAGAAGCAGAAACAACGAAGGCAGAGAACAGGACACGCAGCAGCAUCAGCAUCCGCAGCCACAUCAGCAACCAAUGCAGGCGGCACUGAGGACGGCGAGCCUUAGCUCCAGCUCCAACGCCAGCAGCUCCACGUCCACAUCCAAGACGAGAGCAGGAAUAACGUCGUUAAUCUAUUUACCGCCUUUCUGCUAUCCAUGUAAGCAUGUGCCUGCGGCCGGCACCACGACUCGGAGUCGAAGCCAGACUUUGAGCCAUGGCAGCGGGAGUUGCCAGGACAGCAGCUGCUGUUGUCCGCCCGGCUGGGAACAUAAAAAUUAUGAUAAACAUGCUUCAGCGGCGACGUUGACACCAGCAACGGCGGCAGUAGGAGCAGCAGGAGCAGGAGGAACAACAACUGCAACGGCAAGCAUCAUCACCACAACAGGACCCGCAGCGGCAACAAUGUCCUCCUCGUGGUCUGGUGAAUUCCUGCUGCCGGGUAUUCAGUUACCCGUGGCCGCAGCGGGGCAUAGCUGCGCCGAUCUCCGGCAGACGUCGCAAUUAGUUAUGCCCACUGUUGCUAGCGGGGAUGUGGUGGAAGUGGACGCAGAAGGCGGCGUCUUGGAAUGCGGCAAGCGAUGCUGGCGACGUGAGCGAAUCCGGCGCGAAGGACCAAGUCAUGCGUCUGCGGCGUCGCUGGCCCAGGUAAAUCCAAUCAGCACAAGCAACAGCACCAGCAUCAGCACUAGCCCAGCAACAACAAUAGAUGGAGCAUCGGGAGCAGGAGCGGUGGUUCCGACGACCGCUCACAAUUCGCAAACAACGACAAAAACAACGGCAAGGGGCACAACUGGUGCUGCAUUGCCGCAUGAUGAAGAGAAUGAGAAUGAUGAAUGUAGGUGCUUUAACUAUAACGGUGAUAUUAGUCUGGAUCGGCGGGGCGAGGCCGCGGAACUUUCCGGCAUUACGUGGCUGAUGUUCUUGUGGCAGCAUCUGCUGCCGGGCAACGGAAACAACACCCCCAAACUCAUCCGCGCCCACACCCACACCCACGAAUCCAGCUUCCCAGCGGGGACGACAACGAAAACAGCAAGGAGCAGGAGCUGCGCCAUGACGUCGACAAAAAGUUGGCUGGGACCACUGCUAAUGCUGCUCUUGGCCACGUCCGUCAGCGGCUGGGGCGGUCGACAAGAUGCGCCCACAAAUUGCACAUUUCCGGCGAGAUGGGAGGGCUCCUGGUUCCUGUCCGGCUAUCAGCAAUCCAUACACAUCAAGGGCUCCCAGUUCAGCUAUCGCGGCAGGUGUGCGGCCUCCGAUGGUAACAAAUAUCUGAUUGUCGACGAGAAAGGAUGUCAUCGUUGCCUGGUUAUCUAUGAGAAGCAUAAAAAUGUGCUCCAAUAUAAAGAAAGUGAGUGCGAAGGUGAUAGUAUGUAUAUGCAUCAGUCGAACCCAUCUGCACUGGCGAUGCGUAGCUCUAAUAAACAAAGUGAUCAUAGGGGGGGAGCUCAUCCCAAUACGAACGGGCAUUCAAGACUAUCUUCAUCGGAUCAGUACAUAAUGAGAUCCAAUGACGAUAUGAAUGAUUGUCCCCCAGACUUUUGCAAGGGCCGUGAGACUUUACAGAAUCUCUGCGACCAGAUUCCGGGCGAUGCCCUGCUCUACUCGCUUUUCCGGGAGAGCGCCGAGCCGGUCAAGUGUCCGCUCAAGGGACCCUUCAUCUUCACGUACAAUCGCGGGCACGGGGAGUGCAAGUCGCCGGUGUCCAACAUUGAGAGCUGCACGGAGGAGAGCCGCCUCCUGUUGAGCUUCCAGGCCUGUCCCGAUGUCCAGGGCACCGAGAGUACGGUCGAGGAGCUGACUUGCCUUGCAACCUGGAAGGACGGCAACUCACGCUACUUGGUCGGUCUCGUCUCGCACCAUCACGCCAUUUCGAACGAGGAGCGCUAUCGCUGCUUUGUCUACGAGAAAAUCUCCUCGCUGAUGGGCGGACCCAGUAUGCUCAGCUCCAAGGAUGCCGAAUAUAAGCUGGCCCAAUCCGGCGACGCCACUUGCAAUGGCUUAGACAGUGCCGAGGUCGGCUCACGUAUCAUGUCGCUGCGAAAACCGCCCAUCGCCGAGCGCUGCGACUUCCCGGCGUGGUUCAAGGGACCCCGCCACUGGCAUGCCCUCAUGGGCAAUGCCGUCUACAAUUAUCAUUCCAACGACGGGUCCGUGCACAUUAUUAAGCCCAACGGCUAUAUGGAGACACGUGCGCUGUGCGAGCAAAUAAAUAAACAGACGCCGACAGAAAUGAUGGCCGUGGUGCACUACACCACCGGGUGCCAAUCGGGAUUCAUGUGCAUGAUGUUCUACCGCCGGGACACGUUCGUCAUCGAGAUACAGACCGGCAAGCCUGCCAUUCGCCUGGAGGAUGCCUGUGCACCGGAUCACUUUGACAUCAAUAAGAUGGCCUACAUUACCUUGCUGGCAAGCAAUCCGGACUUGGCCAUUUGUCCCAUGGAGGGCAUCUACUCGCUACGUGGCGCCAUCGGACCGCCGUACCUGGCCACGCGCCACAAGCGCAAUCACAACGGAAAAUCGCAUCUGGGCCAUGGACAUCACCACCACGAGGGCGCUGACUCGGGAAAUUUCGGACAUAAAGGACACAGUUCGUUGAGCUUCCGAAACGCGGAGCGCAUGGAGCGCGGCUCCUGGCAUGCCAAUACCCGAGGCCUGCCCGUUCGCAGUCGCCGCAACGCACCCAAGGAUCCGCAGGAGCAUCAGCAGCAGCAGCAGGAGGCGUUGGUCCUGGAAAAGGUCAACAGCAGCAAUACAAGCGUGGGAUUCGUGGCCACGCGAAAUAGACGUGAUGUUCCCGGCUGUGUGCCCAACUACAAUGCCCAGCGGCAGCUCUGGGUGGGCUGUACGGCGGAGAACUUGAUAGACGUUAGUCCGCUGUGCAGCGUGGAUGGUGAAGAGGAGUACUCCUGCCACGGUUCCUGGAGCGAGAACAGCACCUUCUACAUCAUAGCGCGACACAAGGGCAGCAAGCACGGAGUGUGUCUGACCUAUCGACCCACGGAGGGCACGGCUGCCAAGUUGGUAGUGGGCGAUGCCUGCUAUCGUGGCACUCAGAAGCCGCCCGAUCACCAUUUGGAGGCCAACCUCUCUGUUUUGGGUAAAUGUGGCGAAACUGGCGCCAGUGCCGCACAAGUUCAUCUGGCCAACUGGCUGCUCCUGGUGGCGAUGGCGUCAUGGCUUCAGCUGCACAGCUGAGGGACAACAAGUGGCAGGAACUACAAGUAGACACACGUGGGCACCUAAGCGUGACAAGCCAAAGCGCUACGUAUACAUCACUAAUUCCCCGAAACCAAAUCCCAUUAUGAUCGACAUGUAUACAAGACACAUCUAAGACUUAUUGUAUAUUUCGUGUAGUAUGUGUAAGGCGAAAUCGAACCACUUCGCGCUGGUUUGGCUGUAUAUAAUGUAUUGUUUUUUUCUUUAGUAAUGAUACACACUUUUGUUUAGUUCUAAGUGCUUAAAAUAAACGAGAUUUCGAUAAUUAAGACACGCAGGAGCACACAA
Drosophila sechellia is the source of this 4729-nucleotide messenger RNA. RefSeq names its product argus (gene aus). The record is from RefSeq and is a predicted model, not a curated record. The transcript is spliced from 15 exons. Bases 1109 to 4420 code for a protein of 1103 amino acids. Gene Ontology annotation, biological process: autophagosome-lysosome fusion. NCBI's taxonomy places the organism in Eukaryota, Metazoa, Arthropoda, Insecta, Diptera, Drosophilidae.